CUGUCCCUGAAAUUAUGUUUUCUUUGCUCACUGCUUUUUAUUGGACGUCCCAGGCUUUGGACAUGCCAACUAAGACAUGCUGCAUUUGGGAUCAGCUUUGUGCUUUGUAUAUCAUGCAUCCUGGUGAAAACCAUGGUGGUUCUGGCUGUGUUCAAGGCCUCAAAGCCAGGAGGUGGAACCAGUCUGAAGUGGUUUGGUCCUUUGCAGCAGAGAGGAACAGUUCUGGUUCUUACUUCUAUUCAGGCAGCAAUCUGCACUGCUUGGCUUGUCUCUUCCUCACCAGCUCCGCAUAAAAACACUCAAUACCACAAUGACAAGAUAGUUUAUGAGUGUGUUGUUGGGUCCACAGUUGGUUUUGCAGUGUUACUGGGGUAUAUUGGUUUACUGGCUAUCCUCAGUUUUCUGUUAGCAUUCCUAGCAAGGAAUCUUCCAGAUACUUUCAAUGAAGCCAAGCUCAUCACGUUCAGCAUGUUGAUCUUCUGUGCAGUAUGGGUGGCCUUUGUCCCUGCUUAUGUCAGUUCACCAGGCAAAUAUGCAGAUGCAGUGGAGGUAUUUGCCAUCCUGGCCUCAAGCUUUGGCCUUUUGUUGUCACUGUUUGGACCCAAAUGUUACAUAAUCUUAUUGAGACCAGAGAGGAACACAAAGAAAGCAAUCAUGGGUCGGGGCAUUGAGUCAUAA
Plectropomus leopardus (leopard coralgrouper) is the source of this 678-nucleotide messenger RNA. Lineage: Eukaryota; Metazoa; Chordata; Actinopteri; Perciformes; Serranidae. The record is from RefSeq and is a predicted model, not a curated record.